AAGAUUACCACUCUGCAGAGUUCAUAAAAAAAGGCUACCAUUAAUAUUUUAAUUUACUUAACAAAAAGAAGCAGAAGGGGAUAAAACAUAUUUUACCAUGUCAGAUUUGAUACUGCGAGUUACAAAGUGCCUGCAGAGUGGUGUUGAUUCGAUCAAUGGAGUUCUACACAAACAGCAGGAGCGGAUGACACCUGAGAAGUGGAAUCAUUAUGUUAAUCAUACUGAAAAAAAAUUUUGGAUUACUGGAAAAAUUAAAAAUUUUCCUGAAGUACAAGAAAUAUUGAUUGACCUACAAGUUAGUGAGGAGGAAGAUGAAAUACAAGAAAUGGGUAGCCCCUAG
Gryllus bimaculatus (two-spotted cricket) is the source of this 340-nucleotide messenger RNA. The record is from the annotation of a GenBank genome assembly. NCBI's taxonomy places the organism in Eukaryota, Metazoa, Arthropoda, Insecta, Orthoptera, Gryllidae.